AUGGAUCUCAGAGAGUUGUUGAGAACUGCUGUGCUUCAGGGCAAGGGUAUUUAUUUUGGAGGCACGUGGGAAAAUACAACUGUCAAGGACCACGCAUCCCUCCACCAAGGCCAUGAUAUCAAAUUCUACACCGAAGAUCUAGACCCCGCCGUCCAACGUGAGACGAUCCUGAAAUGGCUAGUGACGACAGAUCCCUCUAAGAACCUGAACGCAGCGGUAACAGAGCAUAUCGAAACAACUGGGGAUUGGUUUUUGGGCUCCCUUCCUUUUAAAUUAUGGAUGGAGGACUAUUUUAAUCCGAACAAGGACGAGCCCAACAAGGACAAGCCCAACAAGGACAAGCCCAACAAGGACAAGCCUAACAAGGACCAUCCCAUUCUUGCGUACUAUUACUUCGACUCGAAGCGUUCCGAGAAGCGGGACAUAUCGAGCCUUCUACGAUCCCUUAUUGGGGAUCUCUGCUCGAAUACCCUCGACCUGCCUGAGGAUGUCCGAAAUCUGUAUUACGACUACACGGCCACAACCCCCUCAGAAUCUGAGUUGUAUGGCACAUUUCGGUCCGUCCUUCCGCUUUCGGCUCAAACAUAUAUAAUUAUUGAUGCACUGGAUGAAUGUUAUACUUCUCCGCAAGGAGAAGUGGUAUCAGAACUAUCAGACUACCUUUCAAAGCUAAUUGCCCUCGAAAUUCCCAACUUACACCUUUUGGUCUCCAGUCGUGACGACAAGCCCGCAAUCAACGACCAAUUGAAAAAUGCAAUUGCGCUCGGCGGCUACCGCCGCGAUUUCGAGGUUCAUAAUUAUGUUGCUGGUGAUAUCAAAACUGUGAUCGAGUCGAGAAUUGAAGAAAUACGCAAUUUGCGUAGAUUGGAUACUGAACUGAAAGCCUACAUUGUUUCGUCCCUUAAGGAGAAGGCAAAGGGGAUGUUUCAGUUGGUGAAAUGCUACAUUGAUGAGCUCUGCACCGCGUUAAAGGCAAUACCGCCAUUUAAGCAAAAAGAUGUAGUUAUGGCCACCUUGAAAAAUCUCCCUAAAGCGUACGUGGAUGCAUAUCGGCGAAUAUUAGAGAGAAUACCGCAAGGCGAGAAGAAGAGCGUAAUUGAUAUGCUUAAAUGGCUGGCGUUCUCGAAACGUUCGCUACGUCUUGAAAAGCUUUAUGAGGUGGUCACACUGGACGCGCACGGUCCUACCGAAUCCGUUGAGACAUCCAGGAUCCAAGAAUACUUGAUGGAUACCUUUUCAAGUCUUAUUAGAAUCCGCGAGCAUGACAAGACCGUGGAAUUUUCUCACUACACAGUAAAGGAAUAUCUUCUCUUGGAGAAGAGUCAUGACGAGGAGUAUUACGUCCAAAGCAUCGAUGCACAUAUCUCUAUCGCCCAAUGCUGCCUUACUUUCCUGGAGCGAUAUGAUAUAGACAACUCAAGUCACGGGUCAACUGACAACAACUGUCGUUAUUGUCCAAUAACUCGUCCACUCAUCGAGUAUGCGGCCAACAAUUGGUACCGGCAUGCGCUAAUGGUGCGGAAUGAAGUCACAGCAAUCCGCUCAUCGAAAGAGCUUGUUGAUGCAGCAAAUGGGGUAACAAUUAGCUCGCCCGGAGACUCCCCCGAUGCGGCAGAGGUAAUAACAACUCCGAAGUCUCCGGAAAUAUCCCUUUCGGAAUGGGCGCAGUCGACAAAGUCAGUGAUCGACAAGAUAGAUGCAGAGCCAUACAACGGCACCCUGAAAGCUGCGGCGUAUAAAGGUUACGCAAAGAUUGUUGAGUUGCUCUUAUUGCACGGAGCUCCCCUUGUUUCUGGAGACCAUUCUGUUUUGCAUGAAGCUGCAUCAGAGAACUAUCAAGAAAUGAUACAGAUUUUGCUUGGAUGGACAGAAUAUCGCUCUGCCCGUAAGUCAUGGUGGACUGAUAAAGGUGACCCGAGAGCAGAUGGGGAGAAAGUAAGCCAUGGAGAUCUCGAGGCAGUGAUGUGGAUGCUUCUUGAGAGGAGGGAGAGUGUCGAUGACGGGAAUGGGAAAGGAACGACGGCACUGCUACCCCAGGAAAGAGCCGAUAUCGAGAUAAAAGAAUCUGGUGACGGCACACCAUUGGCUAGGGCAAUUAGAAACGGAUCUGAGGCGGUCACCAAGCUUCUGCUCACGAAGGGCGCCAAAAUGAACUACUGUUACGUACCCAUUGAAUGGAACGCAGUUGCACUAAAGGCGGAGAAAAGGGCAAGGGAAAAAUGGAACAGGGCAAAGAACGUGGCAAUUGCAAGCCAAAUAGCAGCAACCGAAGCACUGUCACAAGGAGAAACUUGGAAGAUGAGGAAACAAUUGACAAAGGAAGCAGAGGCGAGCAGGGCAGCGGAAGAAAAUGCAGAGAGAAAAAUGAAUAGAUGGAAGAGAACGCCAUUGUCACGUGCUGCAGAGUUAGGGCAUGAGGGGGUUGUUAAACUACUACUGGAGCACAAGGCGGACAUCAAUGUGGAGGAUAAGGCUGGACGUACAGCGCGGGACUUGGCGGCCAGUAACGGGCACGAAACGAUAGCACAACUGCUGCUGGAGCAUGAGGCGGACAUGGAGAACUUGUAGGGAAACAUGUGAUGGUGGU
This is a messenger RNA of Hyaloscypha bicolor E, 2587 nucleotides long. Its product is annotated as ankyrin. The record is from RefSeq and is a predicted model, not a curated record. Gene Ontology annotation, molecular function: protein binding. The coding region runs from base 1 to 2568 and encodes 855 amino acids. The transcript is spliced from 4 exons. NCBI's taxonomy places the organism in Eukaryota, Fungi, Ascomycota, Leotiomycetes, Helotiales, Hyaloscyphaceae.